Sungouiella intermedia is the source of this 1719-nucleotide messenger RNA. Lineage: Eukaryota; Fungi; Ascomycota; Pichiomycetes; Serinales; Metschnikowiaceae. The record is from the annotation of a GenBank genome assembly.
AUGUGUGGAAUCUUCGCUGCAUACAAGCAGAGGGACAUCGAGCUGUUCAAGGACAAGGCCUUGCAGUACUCCAAGAGAAUUAGACACAGAGGCCCAGAUUGGUCAGGAAACGUUGUUGUAAACGACACCAUCUUGUGUCAUGAGAGAUUGGCUAUUGUUGGUUUGGACGCCGGAGCCCAGCCAAUCCUUUCCGAGGACAAGAGAUACUCGUUGGCUGUCAACGGAGAAAUCUACAACCAUAUCCAGUUGAGAGAUGAGCUCAAACAGUACAAGUUUCAGUCUUUGUCAGACUGUGAGCCAAUCAUCCCAUUGGUUGAGAAGUAUGGAAUCGAUGCUCCAAAGCACUUGGACGGUAUGUUUGCCUUUGUUUUGCACGACAAGAAGACCGACAGAAUCGUGGCUGCCAGAGACCCUAUCGGUAUCGUCACCUUGUAUAUGGGUAAGUCUUCCAAGUCUCCAGAGACCAGAUACUUUGCUUCCGAGUUGAAGUGUCUCAUCGAUGAGUGUGAUGAGAUCUUUGCAUUCCCUCCUGGCCAUGUUUAUGACUCCAACACUGAUGAACUCACGAGAUACUUCACGCCUUCCUGGUGGGAUGGCUCCAAGAUUCCAACUGAGCAUGUAGACUAUAAGAAGGUCAGAGAGACCUUGGAGUUGGCCGUCAGAAAGAGAUUGAUGGCCGAGGUUCCUUACGGUGUGUUGUUGUCUGGAGGUUUGGACUCCUCUUUGAUUGCAUCCAUCGCAUCCAGAGAGACCCAGAAGGCUGCAGCCACCAUUGCCGAGGACGGUAUUGACGCCAACAAGGAGUUGUCUGGUGUUGACGCUUCCGGUUCUUUGCACACUUCUGGUUUCAACAGAUUGCACUCGUUCGCCAUUGGUUUGCCUGGUGCCCCAGAUUUGAUUGCUGCCGAGAAGGUGGCCCACUUCAUUGGAACCAUCCACCACUCUCACACCUUCACUUUGGAGGAAGGUUUGGACUCCUUGAACGACGUCAUUUACAACUUGGAGACUUACGACGUCACCACCAUUCGUGCAUCCACCCCUAUGUACUUGUUGUCUAGAAAGAUCAAGGCACAGGGUGUCAAGAUGGUGUUGUCUGGUGAGGGUUCCGACGAAGUGUUUGGAGGCUACUUGUACUUUGCCAACGCCCCAUCUGCAUCUGAGUUCCACGAGGAGUGUGUCAAGAGAGUCAAGAACUUGCACUACGCCGACUGUUUGAGAGCCAACAAGUCCACCAUGGCUUGGGGUUUGGAGGCCAGAGUACCAUUCUUGGACAAGCAGUUCUUGGAGGUUUGUAUGAACAUUAACCCAGAGGACAAGUUGAUCCAGAAGGGUAGAAUCGAGAAGUACAUCUUGAGAAAGGCUUUCGACACUACCGACGAGCCUGACGUCAAGCCAUACUUGCCAGAGGAGAUUUUGUGGAGACAAAAGGAGCAGUUCUCUGACGGUGUGGGAUACUCGUGGAUUGACGGCUUGAAGGAUGCUGCUGAGGCUGCUGUGUCUGAUGAGGAGUUGGCCAACCCUAAGCCAGAGUGGGGUGACGACAUCCCAACCACUAAGGAGGCUUACUGGUACAGAUGCAAGUUCGACGAGAUGUUCAACAAAUCCAAGGCUGCUGCCAGCACCGUUAUGAGAUGGAUUCCAAAGGCUGAAUGGGGCUGUCACGCUGACCCAUCCGGAAGAUACGCCACCACCCACGAGCACAACGUGGACAAGGCAUGA